AUGGUUGAGCAAGACGAUGAAGUCGCUGAAGACGAAACCAUGGAUGAAUUUCUCAAAUAUUUCAGUGGAGAGACACCAAAGAUACUAAUCACCUCUAGCAAAAAUCCUUCCCCUAACUGUUACGAUUUCUGUGCGGAAUUGGUAUCCAUGUUUCCCAAUGCACAAUUUGCCAAACGUGGAGCCAAGCAUGAGUUGAGACAAGUGAUCAAAAUCGCAAAGGAGAAGGAAUUUACAGAUCUACUGAUCGUGAACGAGGAUCGCAAAGUUCCGAAUGCCAUCACUUUAAUACACUUGCCAGAUGGACCCUCUGCGUAUUUCAAGUUAUCGAGCUUUGUACCGUCCAAGAAGAUUUCUAAUCAUGGCCGUGUUACAGCACAUAAUCCAGAAUUAAUUCUCAACAACUUUAAUACGAGAUUAGGCCACACUGUCGGUCGUAUGUUCCAAGCGUUGGUACCUCAAGUGCCAGAGUUCCAAGGUAGACAAGUCAUCACUUUUCACAAUCAGCGUGAUUUCAUCUUUGUGCGACGACACCGUUAUGUUUUUAAGGAUACAGAGAAAGUGGGGCUGCAAGAGUUGGGACCCAAGUUCACUUUGAAACUGCGUUGGUUGCAGAAAGGUGUUUACCAGCGUGAUGGUGAAUAUGAAUGGAUCUUUAAACCCGAGAUGGAAACAAGUCGUAAAAGAUUCUUUUUGUAA
Messenger RNA from Mycotypha africana, 696 nucleotides. Its product is annotated as anticodon-binding protein. Gene Ontology annotation, cellular component: preribosome, large subunit precursor; nucleolus. NCBI's taxonomy places the organism in Eukaryota, Fungi, Mucoromycota, Mucoromycetes, Mucorales, Mycotyphaceae. Gene Ontology annotation, biological process: maturation of 5.8S rRNA; maturation of LSU-rRNA. Gene Ontology annotation, molecular function: rRNA primary transcript binding. The transcript is spliced from 3 exons. The record is from RefSeq and is a predicted model, not a curated record. The coding region runs from base 1 to 696 and encodes 231 amino acids.